This is a messenger RNA of Caenorhabditis remanei, 1353 nucleotides long. RefSeq lists its product as uncharacterized. The transcript has 6 exons. The coding region runs from base 1 to 1353 and encodes 450 amino acids. Lineage: Eukaryota; Metazoa; Nematoda; Chromadorea; Rhabditida; Rhabditidae. Gene Ontology annotation, biological process: mRNA splicing, via spliceosome. Gene Ontology annotation, cellular component: U2-type spliceosomal complex; U2 snRNP. The record is from RefSeq and is a predicted model, not a curated record. Gene Ontology annotation, molecular function: RNA binding.
AUGUCGGAUUUUGUGCCAGAAACCGAAGAAAACGAAGAAGAACCGAUGAAUGUAGACCUGGAACCGAAAAUUGCGCAAAAAGCAGGAAAGGAACCGGUCGUGGUUGAUCAAAGUUUUUCCCGUCGAUUUAUAAACAACAAAUGGUACGGAAAGUACGGAGAAGAGGGAGAACUUCUGGAGCAUAUCAAAGAAGAUUGGAUACCAGUGGCUGAGGAUGAGCAAGAAUUUUUGAGUCAAUUAUGGUUCGAACAAGAAGAACAAGAGAGAAAUGCUCACAAACACUACGAUUGGGAUGAAGAAAAGAAAGAAUGGGUCCCAAAAACCAAUAAAACAGAAGAAGUGAACGAGGAUUUUAUUGCAGAAUAUCAAGCAAACUAUGGUGUCCAAUAUGAUGAUAUUUACAAGAAAAUGGACGAAGAACUACAAGAAAAAGCAGCAAAAGCACUGAAAGAAGAGGAAGAGAAAAAAGAGAAAAAGAGGAAGAAGAAGCAAAAACUGCAUACAGAAGAAGCGAAGAACGAAGGAUGGGUUGAUUUCGGAGAUAAAGUUCAUGCUGUAUAUGUUUCGAAUCUUCCAUUAGACAUAACUGAUGAAGAAUUUCAAGAGUUUAUGUCGAAAUGCGGAGUUAUUCAACCAGAUAUUCGCACAAAUAAACCGAAAUGUAAACUGUAUCGUAAUGAGGAAGGAGAUUUAAAAGGAGAUGGACGAUGCUGUUAUAUUAAGAAAGAAUCCAUUGAGUUGGCUUGUAAUAUUCUUGACGGAUCACUUCUGAAAAAUAAGGAAGUUAAAGUUGAAGAAGCUCAUUUCGAAUUGAAAGGAGACUUUGAUCCAUCAAAAAAACGAAGGAAAUUGACAGCGGCUCAAAAGAAAAGAUAUAUGGAACAACAAAAUAAGCUCUUCGAAUGGACGCCCGAUAAGCCACGUAACUAUCGUCCAAAGUCAGAUUGCACUGUCAUCGUGAAAAAUCUGUUCACUCUGGAAAUGAUGUCAAAGAAUGCUGCAUUGAUGCUUGAUCUGAAAGAGGAGAUGACACAAAGCUGUCAGAAAUACGGGACUGUCAAAAAAGUUGUUGUAUAUGAUAAUCAUCCCGACGGCGUCGUUUCGGUUACGUUCCCAACAACGGAGGAAUCCGAUAUGGCUGUGAAAUAUUUGAAUGGGAGAGUUGUAGAUGGAAGAAAACUGACAGCAGAAUUAUGGGAUGGAAAGACGAAAUACAAGAUUCAGGAAACCGAAGAAGAUGAGGAAAGGAGAAGGAAAGAGUUCGAGAAGUUUAUCGAAGGAGGUGGAAAUCCUGAUGAUAUGAAUGAAGAAGAAGAAGAAGAUGAUGAAGAUGAUGAUGAUGAUGAAGAAUGA